UAAUAUAUAAAAAAUACGAAAAAAAACAAAAAUGAUUUAAAAAAGUUUAUUGAAAAAAUACAAACACGCUUGAACACUUUUUUUCGAUACAAAGUGUUAUUGUAGCACUUUUAUAAGCAACAAAAAAUUUAUGGAAAUAAUUUUGAAAAUUUUAUUUUUAUUUAAGUGCACGUGAUUACUUGCUGACACUGCAUUUAGACGGUUAAAGCAUUUAUAGACAUCUUAUCAGCAUCAUCAUUAGCCAUAAAACACUGUAAUACAACAAAAGCUGGAGAGUUUUCAACGCCUAAACUGGUUUUUUAACAACAAAUAAUGCAUACAAACAUACAUACAACAAUGUAUAUAUAUAUAUAUCUCAUACAUCACUCGCUCGUUACAUAAUCAUCAUCAAUCGCACACACCUUCAUACAUAUAAAUGGUACAUUUGUUAAGCGCCAACGCGAACGACUCACAUACAUACAAACAUACAGUUAUGGAUAUGUAUCCCAUACUCGGCAGCCUACUUGGCGUUGACACGAACGUAAGUGCUUCCGGCGCUGCGCUGCCCGGCACUUCGUCAUCCAUCGCCGCUCGUCGGCACGAACCGCCAGCGAAUGAUUUGUAUGGCUAUUUGAAUAAUAAUAGCAGUGGUGCGGCGUCGCUGCUGCAACGUGAGAGCUUCAUGCAAUGCAAACACUGUAACCGUUAUUAUAAGUCGCAUCAGAAGCUGCAGGAGCAUGUGCGCAAGUACUGUCUCAAAGAGAAGAAAUACAAGUGCAUUUCGUGUGAGUAUCGGUCGCGUCGCAAGGAUCACGUGUUGCGUCAUGCGAAGCGUAAGCAUUGCGAACUGUAUGCGGCGUCGCGUGACAACGAGGAGAGUCUCUAUGAGAUACGCACGGAGGAGGAUGGUGACGAUCAGGCGCGCUAUGAGGAGCAUACGGUGGACUAUGAUGGCGUGUACGAUGAUGAUGCGGAGGUUGAUGUUGAUCCGAUGCCGGUUAGCACGUUGCUCGGUGUGGGACAAUUUGGCUUUGGGCUGGGCAGCAGAGAUCUAACGAUUACCGCGGUGCCCAUUUUGCAGGACAGUGAUGAUGAUGACGAUGAUAAUUAUGACGAUGAGGAUGAUUGAGCGUAUAGGUGGCGUUGAGAAUCAAAAAAUAUUAGUCAAAUUCAUAUUUUUUUUUAAAUAUGUAGUGCACUUUUAGGUGCUCAUAUAAAUUUCAACACGAAUGUGGAUGUCAAAUCUUUAAAGUGUUUUGCUAUUAUAAAAUUUUAAGUGUGCCACAAGUUCGUAAGGGUAAAUCAUACACACGCAUUCCAAGUAAGUACAGUGAAAACUCGAUAUAAUGCAACACAAUACCGUUGAACAUAAAAUUAGCUAAAACUCGGAAUAAAAUGAAUAAACUCAAGACUUUAAAUUUAUAAAACACAUUGUUUUAUACGAAAAAAUUUAUAUUUGAGGCGGGAAUUGAUCUUAACUCGUCUAUAGAUGAAUUUCAAGUCUUCGAAAGUGCAUAUUUGAGUCAUCGCUAUAUAAAUGUUAGUAAGUGUAAAUAUGUCUGAUCCUUUAAAGAAAAGUUAACUAAACAAUGUAAUUUAUAUAAAAAGAAUCAAAUCAAAAAAUCAGGCCAAGAUAGAACUUUUUGUUUUAAAAAAAUUGCAUUUUCAAUUAAAGCUUAAAUAUUUUAAGUCUAAUUUUUAUUAAUAAAUUUGUUUUUUUUUUAUUUCUAAACUUUAAUUCAAUAAUGAUAAAUAGAAAAAAUUGUCAUUGUAAUACAAAUAUUUAAAAAUAAUUACUAAAUUUAAACUCAAUUUCAAGAUUUUUUUCUAAAUUGAUUCAAAAUAUUUAAUAAUUA
This is a messenger RNA of Zeugodacus cucurbitae (melon fly), 1835 nucleotides long. RefSeq lists its product as uncharacterized. The record is from RefSeq and is a predicted model, not a curated record. Bases 416 to 1108 code for a protein of 230 amino acids. The transcript has 2 exons. NCBI's taxonomy places the organism in Eukaryota, Metazoa, Arthropoda, Insecta, Diptera, Tephritidae.